Styela clava is the source of this 1363-nucleotide messenger RNA. NCBI's taxonomy places the organism in Eukaryota, Metazoa, Chordata, Ascidiacea, Stolidobranchia, Styelidae. The record is from RefSeq and is a predicted model, not a curated record.
UUCGAAAAUAAAUAAAUAAUGAGUAAGUUAUUGUUUUUGUCCUUUCUGAAUAUGCUGCUACUGUAUACCACAGAUGCAAAUUUAUACCAAAUGGAAAGGGGUUCAACUAUAAAGUUGCAAUGUCCUAAUACGAACGAUGAUGUUGCGAACCCUGGCAUGAAUAUGAUUAUUGGAAGACCCGGCAAAAUGGGUCCACAAGGUCCACCAGGCCCACCUGGCAUAAAAGAACCCGACUCUGUUCUAAGAAAGAAAUACGAAGGAAGAAUAUCAGAAUUGGAGACAAAGUUAUCGAAUCUGAAUGCAAUCGGAAAAUUAGGAUCUCACGCCAAUCCAGCAACUAGUUGUUUGCAAAUCAGACAAACGAAUUCAGCUUCAAGCAAUGGAAUAUACUACCUUGUCGAUAGUGAGCAAAACGUGUUCUCGACAUACUGUGAUAUGACAACAGAUAGUGGUGGGUGGACUCUCAUUGCAUCUAUCCAUGAAAACAACAUGAAUGGAAGGUGCACAGCUGGGGAUCGGUGGUCAAGUGAGCAAGGAAAUAGCGCUGAACAUCCGCACGGAGACGGAUUUUGGGAAAACCGAGCCAUUCAUGGAAGUGCCUCAUCGUCUAGCAGUGAUGAUUAUAAAAGUGUUGGCUAUUUCACUAUGAAAGCAGAAGAUAUCAUGAUAUGGCAUGUUCCGAAUGACACACCACUCAACAGUUUUGAAUCAAGUGCAUUUCUAAAAUACUUCACCCGAUCUAAGUUCUUGACGACAUACGGUGGAAAUCUGCAGACUUUAUACACUGGGUAUUUCCCAAUGAGAAGCAAAACAUACAGAACAAACACGGACAAUGGACCUGCGAUUCCAGUUUACUGGGCUAGAGGAAGUGGUGACAAAUUGGCGGCUCUUUUACCUUCCAACGCUCAGGCCGAGACGGAUUCAGGUUAUAUUCAGUUUCGAGCCAUAAACAAAGAAAGAAACGCCUUUGCACUGUGUCCAGGGGUGCGAAUCAAAAGGGGAAAGUUUAAUGUUGAACACGUGUGCAUUGGUAGCACAAGCUACAACAUGGGGGGGCAUAGUGGAGAAGAAAGAUAUUGCGGUGAUUAUGCAGCAAAAGAUUGGCCAAAGUGGACAUCAAGCGACAAACUCAUAAAAUCUGUCGUUAUGAUAUUCUACCGUUAGAAUAAAGUAACAUCCUGACAAAACUGAAUUAAAAUCAUAUGAAGUUUAAAUAGCACAUUUCUAAUGUCGUCUUAAGUGAAAAACAUUGUUUUAAAAUGUUUCACUUUCGCGUCGUUUAUAUUAUUUACAAUAUGUACAAAAAUAUUGUGUAUGUGGGAACUAUAUAUAUUAUGUAAUAUAUUGAGAUAUUAAUUACAAA